UUUCAGUAACAAGCAGGUUACGAAUUAUCACAGUUUUAAGUAUGAUGUCAUUUUACUGAAUCAUCUUUUUUCUUGUUUUGUGUCUUAUUGUUACUUACAACUAUCACACAGCUAAAGAACUAAUCAAAUCUGAAAGCGAACACCAGCCAAUUGUGGGAAAAAUUUGUAGUUCAGGAGGAUAAUUUCACAAUGACGUAUUUUCUAAGCUUGUUUGAACUCAAAAUAUGUCAAUUGUCUGUAUUUUUCUUUAGACUUUCCUAUCAAAUUUCGUUUUCCAUUGCUCAUGUAUAUGUCUAGUGGAUUCCGUGUUAUUUUUUACGCUUUAAUACUGUAUUCUUUUGUUAAUUAAGUCUUCAUAGAUUCUAAAUUACAAACUGAUCUUAGCUAGACCACCGUUGAAAACGUAGAUGCAUUGGAUUAUUGUUUCAUCCUAAUAUUAUGCUUUAACAGUGCUCAUACACAACCCCGCAUCUCAGAAUCAAACCUAAGGCCUUCGAUGUCGCAUAAGAAAUUUUAAUCUCGAAACUAUGGUGUCAGAUCCAAUGGUUUACUAGUCUAACUUCAAUCCACGAUAUUAAGCGACCAUUUUCCAUUACCUUCAGUAGAUAACUCUCACAUCCAAUAUGGUUGGACUCUACUAGCCACUGCUUUUCACUAUAACUCCAGGGAUAUCAUCUAGAAGUUAAUCACUUGUGAGCACGUGAUUAGUAUCAAUGUAGGGCUUUGUAGAGAUUAAAAAACUUUCAUAGAUUACAAGCCACAAACUGGUCUUAAUUUUUGUUUCCCUUAACCAAUUUAAAAUAUGUUACAAAAUUUCAAGUAUUAGAUAAUAAUGCGAUCGGUUAUGAUUUCUUUUUCGUGUUUGUUGAUCUAUUAAUAAUGCUACAAAAUAAUGGAUCUUUUUUUCUGUGAUUAAAUAAUAUUCAUAUACAUUCAUGGGAGUUGUGCUUGUUAGCUAUAUAUCCUGUUCAUUUAUUUUAGCUGUGAUGUUUUCAGUAGUUUUGUUGAAAGCAGUUACGGUGUAUUUUGUUCUAAGAUCUUUCGUAUCGCAAUGUGUAUUUCAUGUUCAAUGUUUCAUAGUAUUCAUUAUUUGUUCGAUUAGUAUUGAAUUUUGGUGAAUGUUCUUUCAUUGUUCCUGUUCGUUAUUUUUAUUAAUUCUUCGACUUAGUAGUAAGUUGAAUAAUUCAUUUUAUUUCUCAUUGUUUCUCUGCUAUUACGUUGUACAUAGUUAUAAGUGCUUUUCUAUUAUGUUAUAGGUACAUGUCCCAUUAUUAAAAGAAACACAAACAGAUUACAGCAAUGAAAAAACUAUGAAGGUGCCGUUAAAUACAGAUACGAAUUAUCACUUGGAAACUAAAAGUACAAUACCUGAAAAGUUGAUCAAUAGAAAGAAAUCUAAUUCAUCGGACAAUGAAAUCAGAAAUUUUCAAUCUUUCUUGAGAAAAUUGCUCUGUGAUAUUUUAACCAGAGAACUAUUGCCUAAUAAAUAUAAAGAUGAACCAAACAUGAUUCAGUCAACCGUUUCUUCCAAUCACAACCGAUAUUGUAAUACAUUGAGUCCACAGAAUCCUAUCAGCGCCAUCAAUGACAGAAUUUACAAUCCCGAUUCUUCAAAUACUGAAACAAAACUAUCUUUUAAUAACGAAAAUUAUGAACAAGCUAUUUCAACCCCAUGUUUUUAUCCUAAUUUCUUGAAUGAAUUACAAUCACUAUUGCGCAAUAACUGUUAUUCAGACGAUAUGAAGGGAAGUGAUCAUCAACCGACUGUAAUGCAAAUUUUAACCGAUGGGAAGAAUAGUUCGUUGUAUACAUGUUUGGACAACUCAACAUCAUCGUUAUUGGAAAUUAAUUCGAACAAUCAAUUGAAAACUCCUUUACUUGGUAUGCAUAAUUCAAACGAUAAGUUAUUGUGUCCGGAAGUGAUAGAGAAAAAUUCAGUGGAUACUAGUAAACCACAACAUUCACAAAAAUCAUCAUAUCAUUCAUUGGCAGAGACAUCUAUGAGUCAAAUGUCAAAGGAUUCCAUAAAUAAUAACGAUACUGUUAAUACUACCGCUACUACUGUAUUCUCUCCUAAUUUUUUACAUUCAAUACAUAGUUCAGUAAAAAAUCAUAACAUUCAAAAUUCAACGUUUGAUUCUUUAUUGUUGGUAUGUAGUCAACCAUAUACAACAGUGUCAAUUGAUUCAAAAUCAUCGACGUUAACUUCAUCAACAUGUACUACUCACAGACAGCAACAAUAUACAUCAGUGGAAACAUCUGUUUCAUAUCCAUCAAGUCCUUUAUUCAAAUAUCGAUAUCCAAUAGAUGAUCACAAAUUUUCGAGUACACCUCUUCAUUCAUCAUUAUUUUCACCGACUCAUAUCAUGCCAGAAAAAAGUUUUGAUGCCACCAUUAUUACUUCUACCACUCCUGUUACUACUAUUAUUACUACUAAUUCGAAAAUGAAUGAACAAACUAUAACACAUCAGUCUCAUUUACCUUUUAUGAACACUUCGAUUGCUCCUAAUCAAAUAAAUACCACUAAUGUUAAUCAGAUUUCUAUGUUUAAUAAUAAUGAUAAUAAUAAUAAUAAUACUCUUGUUCAAAGUUAUUCCGACCUACUAUUUAUGGAUGUUGAUAAUUAUCAAUGUGAAAAUUCAUCAAGCUGUAAACAAACUGUGUCGAAUAUUACUAAUAACUGUACUACAUUUAACACAUUUUCAUCUGUACGAACACUUACUUCUAAUAAACAUAGUAAUACCACUUCUACCACUACUAAUGAUACUAACAAAAGUAGUAGUAUUAAUAGUUCACUUAUUCAGCAUAGAACUUCAAAUGGUUUAUAUGUAUGCAUGGUAUGUUCUCGUCAGUUUACUCGUUCUGAUAUGCUUGUAAGACAUGCUCAUGUGCAUACAGGUCAUAAACCAUUUGAAUGUAUAAUAUGUGGUCAAGCAUUUAGUCGAUCUGAUCAUUUAUCUACACAUCAACGAACACAUACUGGUCAAAGACCGUAUCAAUGUUCAUUAUGUUAUUAUUCUGCAUCUCGACGUGAUAUGAUUACAAGACACUUAAGAGUACAUCAAAGAAAAGGUCAACUAGUUUCAACCAAUGAAAGUGGUGGACCUAUGAAAUUACAUUUCACUAUAAACUUUUCACAGCCUUCUAAGUUUCCUAUCAAACAGAAAGAAGACAGAAAUACUUGUUCUGUAGUGAAUGUAACAGAUAAUCGUUUCUCAGUCAUAUCAUCACAGUCUCCUCAUUUCAAUAGUAUUCAUUAG
Messenger RNA from Schistosoma mattheei, 3260 nucleotides. The record is from the annotation of a GenBank genome assembly. Lineage: Eukaryota; Metazoa; Platyhelminthes; Trematoda; Strigeidida; Schistosomatidae.